AUGGAUGGCGCCCCUCGUCAUGUUGUGGAAGCACAGUCUUAUGGCCCCCUUAUCACUUUGGCUGCCAAUCCGCCUCGCUAUCCCAGGAAUCCGUGCAAGGCUCCUCUAAAACCGUUGGUACUGUAUAUUGUCCGUGUCCCAGGCAGCAGAGAUGUUUUCCUUUCCCCGCUCAAACCACCAACCGAAUGCAGUAUUUCACCAGCUCUCAUCGAGGCUGCCCUCUAUUAUAUCCACGUCUCAACCCCAGAGGAUGAGGCUGUCCUGUCUGCUAUCGAAAAGGAAAAAUGCUUGAAGGAAACGCCCCUGGAGGCCAAUCGACCCCCUUUUCCCGUCGCCCCGUCGGUUCGCCUCCAGAGGAAACCCGUGCCGCGUGGCGAGGUAAAGCCGCCUUCAAUCCCCAGGCGGCCAGUGUCAUCCGAUACAAGCAUAUCCUUUCAAACCGGCGCAGGGAACGAGUGUCGUCACUCACAGGGCCCUGGCGCAGUUGGGACACCGCCAGAUGGAUUUCCAGACGCACAGAGGAUCCCCACCGUCACCCGGCGACCUAUACCACCUAUACCUCUAGAUCCGGCUAAACACCUUUUCCCCGAGUCAGCCCUGAAUUCUACCGAUCCUAGGACUGGAAAUGGUCAACCGAGAGGCGGCGCACAGCCCAUGAAUUCGUUUGGGAAAGGGGAAUAUUUAACUUUCCCCUCGGCUCCCGCCUCGCAAGGAGGACCCCAAGGACGAGCUAGCUGGGAUGGUGGACGAUCAUCCAUCCUGCACGAGCAGGAUCCACAUCGUAAUGUUGGAUCAUCCCCUCUUAAUCCCGAACAGUCUUCCAGGGACCGACGUAGUUCUCCCAAUUUCUUCCAACAUGGACGGCGACGCCCUAGCGAAAAGUCUAGGAAACCCCCUUCCCCUUUCCACCUGACACUUAUACGGAGAGAUACUACCCACAACAUACAGUGGAACGUCGGGGGUAUCACGAAUUGCACCUCCCAGUCGUCCCACGAAGUGGCACUGGAUGGCACCAUAACCAUCGAAAUUCACACGCUGGGAUAUAAGAAACUCGCCGCUGAGAAAUUGCGUUUCUCCGCAGAAAGCCCCACCACUCCCCACCGCGACUCCACCAACGCCUGUGCGGGCGAUUCACAGACGUUCAUCCGCCACCUCACCCUCACCAACCCGCAAAGCCAUGGCCGCCAUCACAGCAACUCCUCCAUUAACAGCCUGCCGUCGCCGGACCAGAUCCUCACGCCCAAAGAGUCACUACCCUCCUCAAAACCACAACGAGGCAGAUAUUACACCUUCAAAUCACCCUGGGACGGCACCUGCACCUUCAUCACCGGCAUAAACGGACGCAGUCUGAAAUGCAAACACACAAUUCCAAUCACGGCGAAGAAUUCGUUCGCAGGUCUAAAUCUCCAAGACCUCGUCAGCGGCGCCAACAAGAACAGCAACAACAACAACAACAACAACCCCAAUGCCGACAUGUCGCAGCCCCAUCUGAACCUGCAAAAACUGCAAUCAGCCCUCGAAGCCUCAGCCGCGGCGCCCCUACCGUCACCCCCGUCCCCGCCCGCGUCCGCGUCCGCGUCCGCAUCCCCGCCCGGCUCCACAGCAACAGCCGCGGAACUCCGUUUCAACCUGCCCAUCUUCACCGCGCCACACAGGAGUCACCAGCACGAGAAGAACGGCGCACACGCGCCCAGCGGCGGCGCGGGCAAUAACAAUAACACCCACAGCGACAAUAGCCACACGCACCCGACUAGGGCCAGGCUCCGCAGCCAGGUGGAGGAGUUAGCGAGCCGUCUGGAUCUCAGUCUGGCGCGCGAGCGGGCGGGCGGGGGCGCGUUUGGCAAGAGCGCAAAGCUGGGCAAGCUGAUUAUCGAGGAUGAGGGGUUGAAGAUGCUGGAUUUGGUCGUGGCGGCGUGCAUGGGUGUUUGGUGGGGGGUUUAUGACAAUUUAUCGUGA
This is a messenger RNA of Histoplasma capsulatum G186AR, 1956 nucleotides long. RefSeq lists its product as uncharacterized. The transcript is spliced from 2 exons. The record is from RefSeq and is a predicted model, not a curated record. NCBI's taxonomy places the organism in Eukaryota, Fungi, Ascomycota, Eurotiomycetes, Onygenales, Ajellomycetaceae. The coding region runs from base 1 to 1956 and encodes 651 amino acids.